AAUGGUACUGAGUGGAUGCUUCCGUGCCGAAUCCGAACGGCGAGGUUUGAUGCUUUGAUGGUCAUAUUAUGGUCAUCCCAGCCAAGUUCAAAUUUUAUUUUGAUUCCUCUCUUCUAUUCUCUUUCUCACUAUUUUAGAUCAAGAGAUCCGAAAAACCAACUCUCUCACAAAUCAAGCUACUUUAUCUUCUACCUACAAGCACUACUAUAAUACCAGCCAAGAUGAUCAUGAAGCAAUCGACCCCCAGCAACAUCAACAGCAACAGCAACACUCUGAUUGGCAUUACCAACCUAUCAGGCCACAGCCACGGCAGCGGUGAGUUCAGCGUUGGCUCUAAUAACGGCAGCCGCAAACGAUCAAGUCCCAUCAAGAAGAGCAUCCAGUGGGAAUUGGACAGCGACGGCGACAUCCAGUGCGCGACCAAGUUGGUGGAGUGCUUUGCCAACCUUCCCGACGGCAAAGAAUCCAUUUGGUACGAAGGCAAGGAAUUGGGCGCCAUGAGGAAGAAAGAUAUCAAGAGUCUCAAGCACGCACAAGUGAUGGCCGGAACUUCUUCUAUCGAGAGUGACGAGAUAACGUGGCGUGGAUUCGAAGACAUUGAAGGCUGCUGGUGUCGCGUGGAAAAAAGUGCUGACUAUACCACGGCAGUUGUCAGACACUACCACGCCCAGUUGAGUCAAGGAUACUUUGAUCCCGAGGAAUUGAAAAAAAUAGCCAAGGGACUCUCUAAACAAGAACGCACACGAGUUCGUCAACUCGCACUGAAAGAUGCUGCGGCCGUUGGAAACAAGACUGGCAUUCUGGGGCGCCCCAGCACCAUUCGUCGCGCGCGAAGCAACGUCACCACCGCAAGCAAUGGCAUGAAGAGAGUUUCCUCCUCCUCCUCUGGUGGAAUGAAGAAAGUAAGGAGUUCUGCUGGUUUGAAGAAGGUGGGAUCCAUCAACCAGCUCCGCUUGGGAGUCCAAAAAGCAAGAAAAAGUGUCUCCAAUUUGAGUAACUUCCAAUGGGGAGUCAAGAAAAAUGGAAGCAAAGAAAACCUGCAAUUGGCCGCAGUCACUGCUGCUGCUUUCUAAUUAGAAAGCUACAGCUGUGCCUGCUGAAAGGUCCUCUUUUCGCCACUCCAGCUUCUUCAGAUCUGCCUCCAUACUUGGCCCACCCUCCAUCUAUCUAUUUCAUAAUAAUACAAGACAAUGAUAAUACUAACUAAAGAACGAUGUCAUUCCUC
Molecule: messenger RNA, 1225 nt
Organism: Seminavis robusta
Lineage: Eukaryota; Bacillariophyta; Bacillariophyceae; Naviculales; Naviculaceae
Source: the annotation of a GenBank genome assembly